AGGUCUUUGCCGCUUCGGGAUAUGAACGAUAUACAAUCUAUUCCUUUCAUUAUAAAUAAAAACUUAAAAAACUUUCAGAUUGUAAUAGCUCUUGAAGCUUCAGGGCAGCAGUUUAUUUGGGUUGUCAGGAAAGACAAGAAAGCUAGAGAUAAAGAGGAAUGGUUGCCUGAGGGAUUUGAGAAAAGAAUGGAAAGCAAGGGACUGAUUAUAAGAGGAUGGGCGCCACAAGUAGUGAUUCUCGAUCACGAAGCUAUAGGGGGGUUUGUGACUCAUUGCGGGUGGAAUUCGACCAUUGAAGGCAUAGCUGCCGGGAAGCCAAUGGUAACAUGGCCAGUUUCCGCAGAGCAAUUCUUUAAUGAGAAGCUGGUGACUGACGUGCUAAAAAUUGGUGUGGCUGUUGGUGUUCAACAUUGGGUUACAGUAUACGGGGAUAAAAUUACGAGUGGAGCCGUAGAAAAGGCCGUAACUCGAAUCAUGACAGGUGAAGAAGCAAAGGAAAUGAGAAGCAGAGUUGAGGCCCUUGGAGGAAUGGCAAAGAGGGCUAUCGAAGAAGAUGGUUCAUCUUACUCUAAUUUGAAUGCUCUAAUUGAAGAAUUAAGAGGCAGGCGCCACUGAAAACAAGCAAGCAGUAGGAAGAUUUCAGAUUUUUACAGGGAACUUGAUUUUAUAGAAUGUUGUUUAGUGAGAGAGGAGAGCGCAUGCUGCUGAUGAAUUAUUACAUGCUUUGAACCCUUACCAUCUCCCUUAAUCUCUUUCUUUUAUGGUUGAUCGCCAGCUCUCAUCCAGCGCUUCUUGUAUGGAAACAAACUGCAUGCUUCAGUGAAAUUUGGUGCAGUGUGAAUAAGCCAUUCUCUGCUCACAAAGCUUGGUUAUAAAGCGAAGCAGAGGUUGAAGAAGCUCCCGAAUACAUAACAGAAAAACAUAUCUUGAUAUAUUUUUAAAUAAAAAAUACCUGCUUACUGCUGCUGCUGUAUAAAGUUUUGUAUUUUGUACUCCAAUUUUUUAAAAGCGUCAAAAUUAUGCAUCCUGAAA
Populus trichocarpa (black cottonwood) is the source of this 1032-nucleotide messenger RNA. RefSeq names its product UDP-glucosyl transferase 73B2. The record is from RefSeq and is a predicted model, not a curated record. Gene Ontology annotation, molecular function: UDP-glycosyltransferase activity. The transcript has a single exon. Bases 22 to 615 code for a protein of 197 amino acids. NCBI's taxonomy places the organism in Eukaryota, Viridiplantae, Streptophyta, Magnoliopsida, Malpighiales, Salicaceae.